AAUGUCUGUAGCAUGCGACUUCAUUGCACUCUACACUGGGCAGAAGAUGCCUCUCAUGGGACUGGGAACUUGGAAGAGCGACCGUGGCCAAGUGAAAGAAGCAGUGAAAUAUGCGCUAAGUGUGGGUUAUCGCCACGUUGAUUGUGCAGCAGUUUACGGCAAUGAAGCAGAGAUCGGUGAGGCUUUCCAGGAAUGCCUCCUUUUCCUAAAGGUUAUUAAAAGGGAGGACCUGUUUGUAACAUCAAAGCUCUGGAAUACCAAGCACCACCCAGAAGAUGUAGAACCAGCGCUAAGGAAAACACUUGGAGAUUUGAAACUGGAUUACCUGGAUCUGUACCUCAUGCACUGGCCUCAUGCCUUUGAACGAGGAGAUGAUCUCUUCCCAAAGAAUCCUGAUAACACGAUGCGUUAUGAUUACACUGAUUACAAGGAUACCUGGAAGGCUAUGGAGGAGCUGGUAGAAAAAGGUCUUGUGAAAGCCAUUGGGCUAUCAAACUUCAACAGUUGUCAGAUUGAUGAUGUACUGAGUGUGGCUACUGUCAAACCAGCUGUGCUCCAGGUAGAAUGCCAUCCUUACCUAGCUCAGAAUGAGCUGAUAGCUCACUGCCAGAGACAAGGACUGGUUGUCACUGCAUACAGUCCCCUCGGUUCUCCAGAUCGCAUAUGGAAACACCCAGAUGAGCCUGUGCUUCUAGAAGAACCUGGGAUCAAAAAACUGGCAGAAAAAUAUAGCAGGUCACCUGCACAGAUCAUCCUCAGGUGGCAAGUGCAGCGUAAAGUGGCUGCCAUUCCCAAGAGCGUCACUCCAGCUCGCAUUCAGCAGAAUCUCCAGGUGUUUGAUUUCAGCCUCACAGAAGAGGAGAUGAGCCACAUUGGAAGCCUGAAUAAAAACUGGCGUUACAUUGUGCCAAUGAUUACGGUGAAUGGAAAGCUAGUAGAAAGAGAUGCGGGACACCCCUAUUACCCCUUCAAUGACUCUGUUAGAAAAUAA
Balearica regulorum gibbericeps (East African grey crowned-crane) is the source of this 991-nucleotide messenger RNA. NCBI's taxonomy places the organism in Eukaryota, Metazoa, Chordata, Aves, Gruiformes, Gruidae. The record is from RefSeq and is a predicted model, not a curated record.